AUGGCUUCGCGAGUAGGUGAAUCGACCGUUGCGGCAGCAGGUGCUAGAGAAGAUAAUGCUGUGGCUGUCGAUGAGUCGACCGUUACAGCAGCAGGUGCCGUUGACGGUAAUGCUGCGGACGUUAGCAAUUCCGCAGCAAACGUUAACGAAUCGCGGUUCUACGGGGCUCAAGGCGAUGAUUUGACCGUUGCGGCAGCAGGCGCAAGAGAAGAUAAUGUUGCGGCUGUCAGCAAUUUAGCAGCAGACACUAGCGAAUCAGGGUUCGAGGGACCUCAAGUCGAUGAGAUGACCGUUACAGCAGCAGGUGCGAGUGAGGAUAACGCUGCGCCUGUCGAUGAAUCGGCAAUUGCGGCAGCAGGUGUUAGGGACGGUAAUGCUUCUGGUAGAGAGUCAGCACCUGAUAAUGACGGUGCCACACUUGCACAAGCCGGUGCCACAGUGUUACAAGACGGUGCUGCAGUGUUACAAGACGAUGCUACAGUGUUACACGACCGUGCUACAGUGGUACAUGUCCACGUGCUCUCAACCGAGGGAGACGAUCUUCGGACGGAGGCCUUGCAGAAGGAACCGGAGCUGCCGCAGUCAGUUCAGGCAGAAGUGCCCCCUGCCGAACCAGCCCUUGCCGAACCAGCCCUUGCCGAACCAGCCCUUGCCGAACCAGCCCUUGCCGAACCAGCCCUCGCCGAAACAGCCAUCUUCAAACCAUCCCUCGCCGAACCAGCCCUCGCCGAACCUGAACAGGAGGUACGGGUGCAGAGGGAGGGCGCGGGAGGGGAGCAAGAGCUGUCUGCAGGUUCGACAGCGGAAGGCAGCAUGGAGAUGAGCGGAGGGGAAGCGGGCGCGGAAAGGGAGUGCGUGGGGCUGAGCGCAGGGGAAGCGGGUGCGGAAGGGAAAUGUGUUGGGCUGAGCGGAGGGGAAGUGGGCGUGGAGGAGGGCAGCAUGGGGUUGAGCGGAGGGAAAGCGGAAGCGGAAGGAGAGUGUGUGAGGCCGAGCGGAGGGGAAGUGGGAGCGGAUGGGGAGUGUGUGGGGCUGAGCGGAGGGGAAGCAGGAGCACCAGCAGCGGCAGUAGCAAACGUGGUAGAGCCGCCGCCGCAGGCAAAGGAAGCGGCAACCGACGGGACGGGCCCGUCCCCCACUCCCACCAUCUCGUCUCUCCGCCCCUCUUCCGCCGCCCUUGCGUCCCUCCCCCUGCCCCCCAUGCGCGCAAAGCCUUUCGCUUUUCCUUGCACCAGCGCUUCCGCAACGGGCGCAAGCGCAAAACCAGCCGCUCCGCCGAUUCUCCGCGGAGCCAGCGUGCGCCCGGUCAACCACCGCCGACCCACCUCCGCGUUCCCCAACUCCCCUUCCCUUCCGCCGAUUACCCUUGCGCCUUCCCCAGCUGCGGCGUUGGCGCGGCAGUUCAGCGCUCUCUGCCCCGUUGCUGCUCCGCAUCCCUCCGCAAUCGACGGCGGAAGCAUUAGCAGCGUUUGGCGACGAAAGGGAGGGAGACCGGGGCAGAAAGAGGCGGAGCAGCAGAAGCGUACAGGCAAACUCGAGGGGGAGAAGGAGGAGGGGAAUGGGGAGCGACACAAGGGGAUGGAGAAAUUUGAAGUGGGAGAAGAGGGAGAAGAGGGAGAAGCACAGAAGGAGAAAUGGUGUGUAUCCGCCACAGCAGUCGCAACAACCGCCACUGACCUAAACCCAAGUUCAGUGAUGCAGAGGGAUACAGCAGAAGCAGCAGGUGUGGCGUCCACCAAUCAGCACGCAGUGGCUGCCCAAUCUCGCCGGGCAAUACUGAGUCAGCUUAUAGGGCAGCUCGAGGCGAUCCAGCUUGGCACGACAGGGAAGGAGGGGCAGCAGCAGCAGGAGGGGAUAGCAGGCAAGGACGAGGCAGUGUCACGCGGUAAUGUUAGUGGUGGAUUCAACAGAAAAAAUGAGGAGAGCAAAUGUGUGGGUGUGACCUCCCAGGAUGGUGAGAGCUCUGAUGAUGAUGAUGAUGAUGAUGAUGAUGAUGAUGAUGAUGAUGUCUUGGAAAAACUUUUCACCUUCUCUGGGCCGAUAGGUGCUGCAAGACAGAGGGUGAAAGAGGGGUUGGCAGGGGUGGAUGGCAAGGAGGUGGAGGUGGGUGCAGAGGCGGUAGGUGUGUGUAAGCAGAGGGUGAGGGGUGCGGGUGGGAGGGCACUGGGAGGGCACACGUGGCAGGCUUGGAGUGGUCAGCUGCUUGGAGGAGGAAGGAGGCUGUUUAGGAAUGUGCCAUCUGUGGUGCAGCGGGCACGAGGGGGAGGAGGUGGGGGUGGGGGUGGGGGUGGGGGUGGGGGUGGGGAUGGGGGUGGGGGUGGGGGUGGCAAGGCGUCGUCUCAUGUGUGGCCUGAUGUGUAUGCCUGUGCGGGACUGAGCGUUGGUGUGGGGGCAGUGAAGGAUUCUGAGAGGUAG
Messenger RNA from Closterium sp. Naga37s-1, 2412 nucleotides. The record is from the annotation of a GenBank genome assembly. NCBI's taxonomy places the organism in Eukaryota, Viridiplantae, Streptophyta, Zygnematophyceae, Desmidiales, Closteriaceae.